Molecule: messenger RNA, 1868 nt
Organism: Macrobrachium nipponense
Lineage: Eukaryota; Metazoa; Arthropoda; Malacostraca; Decapoda; Palaemonidae
Product: protein O-linked-mannose beta-1,2-N-acetylglucosaminyltransferase 1-like
Exons: 11
Coding region: 1-1761 (586 amino acids)
Biological process (GO): protein O-linked glycosylation via N-acetylgalactosamine
Cellular component (GO): Golgi membrane
Molecular function (GO): beta-1,3-galactosyl-O-glycosyl-glycoprotein beta-1,3-N-acetylglucosaminyltransferase activity
Source: RefSeq, a predicted model, not a curated record
AUGGGUCACAGAUGGAGGCACUCGGGUAUCCAUAUAUUAGUUCUGUCUACAGUCCCUGAUCAGCCCAGAGAUAAAGUACAGCGCCCACCAAAGGAAGGACGAUCUAUUUCAUCAACGAAGCCCAAGGUAAUGCUGGCUCAAAGAUUCAUCACCUACCAACCAGCAGAGGUUCUUGAUUUGGUGGAUACCCUGCGGAAGAUCCGGCCAGGCAAGCUCAUCAUCAUGGCUGCUGUGCCAGAGUGGCUGAUGUUCCUUGGGGAGAGAGGAGAUUCGGCUAUCAAGGAAUUGGGUUUCAAGUACCACUCGAGGACAGCCAACGGAGAACCGUGGGUGGGCAUUGUCUCAGUUGGACACCGGGUCAUUUCUGAAUCCGUUAUUCCGACCGCCAUCGGGAAGUACCCAGCAAGUGCGGGACACUUCGUGACAAAUGUACCCAUUCGUCACACAUACGACGAAGUGUGUCGAUGGGACGCGCACGAGGAUAUGGGAGACCAGGCGGAAUUCUGCAGUCGCUAUGAAGGGUACGGGGAUCUGUGCUCUUGCGACGCGCCAUUCACAUUCCACCAGAGAUCUUUACAGGCCCCUGUGAUCAUGACGGAACGUAUUCCAGUAGCGGUGGUGACAGCUAACAAACCGAGGAGACUGUUCAGGCUCCUGAAGACCUUGUUCACGGUACCGGGCGCGAAUGAAACGGACAUCUUAGCAGUCGUCGACGGAGGUCAUCCCGAAACACUGGAACUGCUGAAGGUGCUGCGAGUGUCCUUCGUCGUCCACAGGCCAGAGGGCUUCCACAACGCCCGCACCAACGCCAACAUUCGCUUCGCCCUUCACUCGGUGUUCCUCACGUAUCCGGAGGCCGAUAAAGCCAUAGUCCUCGAGGACGACCUCUUACUUUCUCCAGACAUCCUGAGGUUCUUUCACCAGACCUCGUGGAUUCUCAACAACGACCCUUCGGUGUUCUGCAUCAACGCAUUCAACAGCAACAGCCUGCCAAACACAGCUUCAGAUACUACGAAACUCCUCAGGUCGGAGUCCUUUCCUAUGUACGGAUGGAUGGUGAGGCGCGAGUACGCCUUCCAGAUAGUGACCCACUGGAUUCCAGGAGAGGAGGGCGACUGGGACUGGUACCUGAUGGGGGCAUCUUCCCAGAGAGGGAGGGACGUGGUGUCCCCGGAAGUGUCCCGCACCCUCCACGCUGGGUCGGCUGGAGCCCACGUCGAUGGAUUCGAGCAGCACCUCUACUACAACCGCAUGAUCAGCACGUCUGACCCUCACGCUCGCUUGGCGAAUCUUGAAGGGAUCAUCUUCGACAAUUACUACCAGCAGUUGAGAAAUGAGGUAGCCCGGUCAGAAAUGUUAGUUCCAGAUCCGACGGAAGAGGGGGGUUUCCUACCACAAGAUCGUCCUGGACCCUUCGUGGUCUUCGUCAGAGCAGGCACACGCAACGAUGAAUUUUUCAGCUUCAGAAUUUUCAUGAUGAGCCUCAAAACUUAUUACUGGGACACGAGAGAGAUUUUCAGAGGCGUCAUGAGAUUCAACGUCAAAGGUCGCAUCCUCUACGUGGUGGGCUGUCCACUCUCCCAGGACUUUUGCCGUUACAACCAGAAGGGCUACAUGACAAUCAGACCCACCAGGGACCUCAUCCUGAAGGUGCAAGAAGCCAACGACCUAUUCGAAAGGAGCCAGUACGAAAUGACGACUCGUAGGAGAGUCGUCCACAGGGAUCCUGCGAAGGAAGCUUCCCUUGAAAAUGUUUUCUAAUAAGGUGCGAGAAUCCGUCAGCUGAACAGACUGACUGAGUAUUUUGAUUUUAAAAAAGUUGACACAAAUUUUAAGAAACAUUCGCUCGCCCGUGCACAUUGCAUCCU